Molecule: messenger RNA, 1400 nt
Organism: Sphaerodactylus townsendi
Lineage: Eukaryota; Metazoa; Chordata; Lepidosauria; Squamata; Sphaerodactylidae
Gene: SP5
Product: Sp5 transcription factor
Exons: 2
Coding region: 145-1266 (373 amino acids)
Biological process (GO): regulation of transcription by RNA polymerase II
Molecular function (GO): RNA polymerase II cis-regulatory region sequence-specific DNA binding; DNA-binding transcription factor activity, RNA polymerase II-specific
Source: RefSeq, a predicted model, not a curated record
GGGUGGGCGAGGCCGGGCAAAGGUUGGGGAGGGGGCGAGGGCGCAGCAGAAGGAGGUCAACGGGGCAGUUCCUCGGUUUCCCGGGAGCGACUCCAUGCCGCAGCAUUACCCGCGUGGCCUCCACUCGCCCCGGGCGCGGUAGCCAUGGCCACGGUGGCGGUGCUCCGGAACGACCCUCUGCAAGCGUUUCUGCAGGAUCGCACGCCCAGCGCCUCCCCGGAUUUGGCCAAGCAUUCUCCGCUGGCUCUGCUGGCCGCCACCUGCAGCCGGAUCGGGCAGCCGGGCGCCCCGUCGGACUUCCUGCAGGUCUCCUACGAGCCGAGCCUGGGGUCGCCGUCCAGGAUCUUCCACCCGUGGAGCGGCGAGAUGCCGGCGCACUCCCCAGGGGGCCCACCGGCCUUGGGCCUCACCCCGCAGCCCGCCUUCGGGGCCGCCCACGAGCUGCCGCUCACGCCGCCCGCAGACCCGUCGUCGUACCCCUACGAGUUCUCGCCCGUCAAGAGGAUGCCCCCGCCGCCCUCCAUGGGCGCGCUGCCCUCGGGCUGCCCGCCGCCGCCUUACGUGCCCUACGCCGCCCAAGCGGCGCUGCCCCCGGGCUACUGCAACCUGCUGCCCCCGCCGCCCGCGCCCCAGCCCUGCCGGCAGCUCUCGCCCGCCACGCCGGCCCCCGACGACCUGCCCUGGUGGAGCCUCCAGCAGGCGCCGCCGGGAGCCCCCCGCUUCGCCCCCGGCGGCCUGCAGCGCGGCCUGGUGUUGGCGCCGUCGGAUCUGGCGCAGUACCAGUCGCAGCUGGCCGCCCUGCUGCACCCCAAGGCGCCCUUGGCGGCCACGGCCAGGAGGUGCCGCCGCUGCCGCUGCCCCAACUGCCAGGCGGCCCCCGACGGCGCGGCCGAGCCGGGCAAGAAGAAGCAGCACGUGUGCCACCUGCCCGGCUGCGGCAAGGUGUACGGCAAGACGUCGCACCUGAAGGCGCACCUGCGCUGGCACACGGGCGAGCGGCCCUUCGUGUGCAGCUGGCUCUUCUGCGGCAAGAGCUUCACGCGCUCCGACGAGCUGCAGCGGCACCUGCGGACUCACACCGGCGAGAAGCGCUUCGGCUGCGGCGAGUGCGGGAAGCGCUUCAUGCGCAGCGACCACCUGGCCAAGCACGUCAAGACCCACCAGAACAAGCGGCUCAAGGCCGGAGGGGGGGCCCUGCCGGGCAGCCACGGCCACGCCUGCGCCGUCAAGAGGGAGCAGGAGGAGGGGACGGCGCGGGGCAUGUGACCUCCCCGUCGGAUGGGUGGCCCUCCUCCGACCUCCGCGUGGCCCUUCGCCUUGGAAACACCCUCCUUCCCAUAAUGCCCCACUGGAAUCUGCAGGGACAGAUGGGCAGAAGGAUGCAAGGGGAUCCCUAUUUG